GUUCGACACAGGCUCGGGCCCGACGGGGGAGACGGAGCCCCAGGUACCGGGCUGAUGGAGCCCGCAAGGGCAGGGGCAGAGGCGUCCGGGAGAGAAGCGCAGCCUGACCUGUGAUCAGAGGCGGAGACAGAGUGGGGGGAAGAGACACCACAACUCCACCAUCCAUGGAGCUUCCCCAGUGUUGUCCAUGGUGCUCACAUGUGGUGCCAGGGAUUGAACCAGGGCUUCAUGAAUGAUCUACUCUUCUUGAACUGCUGAAGCCUGGAAGUCCCUUCCCCUUCCCCCUCCCCCCUUUGCCGCUUUGUGGCAUCCCCCUCCCUCCACCCUUUCCCACUGUGACAAUCUAGCCAUGACAAGCAGAAGCACAGCCAGGCCCAAUGGCCAGCCCCAGGCCAGCAAAAUAUGCCAGUUCAAAUUGGUCCUGCUGGGUGAAUCUGCAGUGGGGAAGUCUAGCUUGGUAUUACGGUUUGUCAAAGGGCAGUUCCACGAGUACCAGGAGAGCACCAUUGGAGCUGCCUUCCUCACCCAGUCUGUUUGUCUAGAUGACACAACAGUCAAGUUUGAAAUCUGGGAUACAGCUGGGCAGGAGCGAUACCAUAGCUUGGCUCCUAUGUAUUAUAGAGGUGCCCAAGCUGCAAUUGUUGUUUAUGACAUUACUAAUCAGGAAACCUUUGCCCGAGCGAAGACAUGGGUAAAGGAACUACAGCGACAGGCCAGCCCUAGCAUCGUUAUUGCUCUGGCAGGGAACAAAGCUGACCUGGCCAACAAGCGCAUGGUGGAAUAUGAAGAAGCCCAGGCAUAUGCAGAUGACAACAGCUUAUUGUUUAUGGAGACUUCCGCCAAGACAGCUAUGAACGUGAAUGAUCUCUUCCUGGCAAUAGCUAAGAAGUUGCCAAAGAGUGAACCCCAGAAUCUGGGGGGUGCAGGAUGCCGAAGCCGGGGUGUGGAUCUGCAUGAACAGUCCCAGCAGAACAAGAGCCAGUGUUGUAGCAACUGAAGGGGUGGCUAGCAGCAAACAAGUAUGGAGCUAGCACGAGAGCUAAGAAAUAACCUCCAUCCCCACCCCUCAGCACACAGCCCCUCUGGUAACAGCACACUGAGCCCUGGCUCCCAAGGGCUGCCUCCUGACAGCUCCGUCAUGGCACUUUUUAACGCUUCAGCAACCAACACCAGGCAGCUGUUGCCACUGGCCUCCUACCCCUGCUGUGGGACUCAGGGGUCAAACCCCCCCAGGAUUUACCUUCCAAAACAAACUUUCUUCACUUUGUAUUAUAGGUGCAAGACAGUGACCUACUUAUUAUCUUUCCUCUUCUUCCUCUUCCUUAUUAUUAUUACUUUCCCAGAAAACACCUUUUUUUUUUUUUUUUGGGGGGGGUCUCUUGCCCCUUUCCCUUCUGCUUUUGGUCAGUCAAUCCCUGUUCCUGAUCCCGAUUUUCUCCUCUCCCAGGGUGGAGAAGGUGGUGAUCCAGGAACUGAGAAGAAUUUCCAGUCCAGUCAUAUUAAGGGCCCUGGGGGGAGAGUAAGGCUGAGAGCAGGAAGAAAUAAGGAAACAUUUUCUUUUUGUUUGCAUUUGGUUGGAGUUUCUCACAUCUGAAAACAUUGGUAUCCAUGAGUUUGCCUUGUGGAGGAGGGUGUUUCUAGGGUAGCAGUGAGAACAGGAAAUUGAGCUCUCGGCACCAGGUAGGAGUCAUGUUGUUAGCUAACUGAGUGGAGGUAGAGAUGCAGUGACAUCGAGGCUCUGGAACUCUUCCAAAGCCUCAUUUCCCCUCACCCAGCCUCUUAGGUAGCUUCUCCCCCAUAGUGGGGGAGACUCUGGACCCCAGAGUCCUCCAAAGAAUCUUCACUGGUUGCCUGCAUCUUUGGCUCUGCUGUGAUCUAAUUAGAGGAGGGAGCAGUUUCUGAUACCCAUCCUCUGAUGUAUACAUAUGCAUUUUUCUUUCUCUCUGGCCUUUAGAUGGCCUCAGCCCAACCACUAUAUGCCCCUGCAGUUUGCACUUUAAUUAAUUGAUGGGAGUUAAGUUAGGAUACUUGUUUCAUGGGGGAGUUUGAUCGACUCACCUGCCCUCUCACUUUUUUAAUUAAAUGGAUUCCAUGAGUAUUUGAGGUUUUGGGAAGGGCUGUAGAGAGUAAUACCAGUGGCAACUACUCAGGCCCAAACUCCACUGCUAGCUUCCUCUUAACUCUGCUUCUUGACCUAUAUUCUUGCCAAUUUAGCUCUUGGAUAUAGGUUUGCCUUUCCUGGGAAACUAAUUGGGCCACUUGAGAGUGGUCUCAGAAUAGCUUAUGUCACAGUAGAGGAGUGAAGAGGGAUCAGGCAAGAGGGAAGAGUUUUCUGUCCUUUCCCAGAGUUCACGUUCAAAUUGAUCUCCCCAGUACCAUGUAUUUUCUAUUUCCCUGUAAAUAGGUUUUGACUUUAUUCCUACUGUACAGUCUGUUCUGUCCCCCACCUCCCAUCAGACCCCAUUUCUUUAGGUUAUUCCUCCCAUCCUUAUAUAUUCUCCCUCUCCCCAUGUAUCCAAUGGGUUAAUCCACGUACCACUAGGGACUACUACCACAAAGGCCUACUCUUGGUCCCUCAUACCACCUGUUCCUGUUGACAAGGAACAACUAUCACUGAAGGCCCCUCACAGCUGUGCUGUCUCACAUCACCAGAGACAGGAUGGUCCUUUCUAGAUCUCUAACCUUUCUUUCCAUCCCCUGUCAGGUAUUAAUUUAGGAUGUCUUUGGGGAAACCAUCAAGGCAAGAGAGAAAUCUGAGCUUCUUCCUUCCCAGUUUUGGAGGAAAUAAGAUAGAAAAGGGCACAGUGACCUAGUAUUGGACCCUUUCUGCCAUAUUGGUUUAUAGACUGUCUUCUGUCCCAAGACAGCUUAGAGACCCAUGAAGCUGAGAUACUGAAGAACCCAGCUUAGGUUGUUCCACUUAAGCCUCAAUUCCCUCCCUUUUCCCGGGGCAGCCUUAGUUCUUGUGGCCCUAAAACACAUAGACCUUGCUCCCCACACUCUGCCUUCACCCUAGCACCCACAAGACUCUUAAAGCACCCAGUGCUUCCUAACAAAGUGGAAGAACGAGGGUGGCUCUCUUAAGUCUCUUAGAGAUAAAGUUAUUUCUCUGUGCAUCUCUGUGGAGCAGGAAUAGAUAUUUCAUUGCCUUGGAGCUGAGAAACCAUUUCUCCAAGCUUCUCCUAUCCCCAGUCUCACUUAGGAAUGGGAUCGGCCUUAGUCUCUGGGCCUGUCUGCUGCCUUCCUUCUACUUCCUACCAGCUCUUCUGCUUUCCUUUGAGCUUGGCAAUCUUGGUUUUUAUUUCCCAGCUAUUUUUUUUUUAUCAAUUUUUUUAAGGGGGAGGGAGGUGUUUUAUCCUGUUUUGUUUCUCAUUUUGCCUCUAAGAAAAGAUUUGCCUUUUAUCCUAUCUCUUCCUCUCCCAACCUAAUAAUCGUGGUAACAGAAUGCAACUGCUGAUUUACCGAUGUAUUUAAUGUAAGUAAAAAAGGGGGAAAAAAAGAAAAGAAAGUUGUGCUG
This is a messenger RNA of Erinaceus europaeus (western European hedgehog), 3517 nucleotides long. RefSeq names its product RAB5B, member RAS oncogene family (gene RAB5B). Gene Ontology annotation, molecular function: GTPase activity; GTP binding. The record is from RefSeq and is a predicted model, not a curated record. Lineage: Eukaryota; Metazoa; Chordata; Mammalia; Eulipotyphla; Erinaceidae. Bases 350 to 997 code for a protein of 215 amino acids. The transcript is spliced from 7 exons.